Prinia subflava (tawny-flanked prinia) is the source of this 4224-nucleotide messenger RNA. RefSeq names its product aminoadipate-semialdehyde dehydrogenase (gene AASDH). NCBI's taxonomy places the organism in Eukaryota, Metazoa, Chordata, Aves, Passeriformes, Cisticolidae. Gene Ontology annotation, molecular function: protein binding. The record is from RefSeq and is a predicted model, not a curated record. Gene Ontology annotation, biological process: amino acid activation for nonribosomal peptide biosynthetic process.
GGGCCAGAGGGCGCCGGGAGGUGCCGCAGGCGGGGAUCCCGGGAGCGCCGGCAGCCGCCGGGCCGUGCCCGUCCCGUGUGGAAACGGGGGGCUGGAGCGGUGCGAUGACGCUGCAGGAGCUGGUGGCGCGGGCGGCCGGCCUGCACCGGGACAGAGCCGCGGUUCGCUUCGAUGAGUGCAGCGGGAGAGCCCCGGCCUGCUGCACCUACCGCACCAUGGCCGGGCUCGCCGGGCAGCUGACAGCGUUCCUCCGAGAGCGCUGCGGCCGCCAGGGCGAAUGGGAAAUAGGCCUGUACUGCUAUCCAGGGAUAAACCUGCCGUCGUGGAUCUUGGGAAUCCUUCAAGUUCCAGCUGCCUAUUCACCUAUUGAUCCAGAUGCACCACCAGCUAUAUCCACUUACUUCAUGAAGAAAAGCAAUCUUCAGUAUAUUCUUGUUGAGAAUGAUAAAAUACAUAAAUUCCAGAUGUCCCAUGCUGGCUGUUUUUGCCACAAUUCCUCCGCCAUAGAACAUAUUGGUUUAACUCUCUUCCAAAUGAGCUCAAGCAACACUGAUUUCAGUUCAAAAGUAGGCAAUAUGAAGAGUAAAUGUGAACCUUUCAAAGCUGUGGAGAACUCGCAGCCAGGAUUUACCGUUUGCCCAGAUCGAACCAAAGUAAAAACAUCAGCAGCAGGAUACAUGGACGCUGGCCAGAAAGGCACUUUAGCAUAUGUCUUGCAUACAUCAGGAACUACAGGGAUGCCCAAAAUAGUCAGAGUGCCUCAUAAAUGUAUAGUGCCUAAUAUUCAGCAUCUUAAGUCCAUAUUUGAGAUCACACAGGAUGACGUGCUAUUCCUGGCUUCUCCUCUCACAUUUGACCCGUCUGUGGUUGAGUUGUUCAUGGCUCUGACCAGUGGAGCCUCUAUUCUUGUCGUACCAAACACCGUUAAAAUGAUGCCCGUGGAGCUCUCGGUCGCUCUGUUUCACCACCACCACGUGACAGUGUUGCAGGCAACACCAACGCUUCUCAGGACAUUUGGAGCUCACAUUAUUAAAUCAAGAGUGUUGUCUGCAAAUACUUCACUUCGUGUCUUAGCCCUUGGUGGUGAAGCAUUUCCUGUACUGAGUCUCUUGAAAAGUUGGAAGCACAAGGAGAACAAAACAAGUAUUUUUAAUCUCUAUGGUAUUACUGAAGUGUCAAGCUGGGCCACUUGCUACAAGAUUCCUGAGGAGGUUUUUAGUGCUGAUUUUAGAACAGAUUUUCCUAUACCUCUGGGAUCACCUCUCCUUGGAACAAAACUUGAGGUCAGAGAUGCCAAUGGAUCUGCAGUUCUUGAAGGCGAGGGACAAAUAUUUAUAGGUAGUGAAGAACGAAUCUGCUUUCUUGAUGAUGAAGUAACUGUGCCACUGGGUACAAUGAGAGGAACAGGGGAUUUUGUAAGAGUGAGGAAUGCAGAGUUGUUCUUCUUGGGUCGGAAAGACAAUCAGAUUAAACGUCACGGCAAACGUUUCAAUAUUGAAUAUCUGCAGCAGGUUGCUGAAAAUGUUUGCCAGGUGGAAGCUUGUGCAGUUACCUGGUAUCAACAGGAAAAACUUAUCCUGUUUGUUCUACCUAAAGAUGAUUUUGAAGAGAGAGAAACACUUAAAGAACUCCAGAAUCAUCUACCAGCUUAUGCAGUCCCUGAUGAGAUUGUAGUGAUUAAAGCUUUGCCUUUAACAUCACAUGGCAAAGUUGAUAUAUCUGAGCUGGACAAGAUUUACCAGAACCAUCUAAACUCCAGAAGGUGUGACAGUAAGCUGAGUGACGCAGAGGAAUUGUGGGAAAGAUUGCAGUAUUUAUGGAAGUCUGUCCUCAGUCUUCCAUGUGAUUCCACUGGAAUUCCUAAAGAUGCAGUAUUUCUGUACAGUGGUGGAGACUCCCUAAAGGCAGUACGGUUUUAUGAAGAAAUUGAGAUGUUAGUAGGCAAAGCUGUGCCUGGACUCCUUGAAGUUAUUCUCAGCCGCUCAGUUGAAGAGGUUUACAGACAUAUUCUUAAAAUACUGUUUCCAGAUGAAAAACAAUUAAUGAAUCCUGACAAUGUUGCAAAAAGAAAAUUAAGAGGGAACAGUGGAGAGGAAUUCCAUGGAAAAUAUAUUAAACUGAUAUCUGAAAGAGAUCUUGAGCUUACUUCAGGAUUAAUUCCAUUUAUUGCACUGAACAGAGGAAAUCAUUUUUUCCCUAUGAAUUUCACCAAGUCUUCUAUGCAGCCCAAAAAUACAGUACGAGUAGGAGUGGAACAGCAGCCAUUCUUUCUGCAUUCCAAGACUCCAGGUGUAAUGAAAAGACAUGUGCAAGGGGCUGAAGUGGAGAAUAGAGUUUUAACACUUGAAAACAAGGCAAAUAAAAAUGACCAUUUCUCUGCUCAGCAAAUCCAUGCAGAGUGUAGUCAUUCAUCAGUGGCAGAGUUGGCAUUGUGCAUGAGGUGGAAGUCAAACACGAGAAAAUGUGUUGAUGCAUCACCACUGGUUAUAAUACCAGCUAAAGAAGAGGUAUCUGCAUCUGUAUAUGUUGGCUCUCACUCCCAUGCAAUGCAGGCAAUUGAUCUAGAUUUGGGAGAAAUAAAAUGGGAGAAGACCCUUGGAGAUCGUAUUGAGUCUUCUGCCUGUGCAUCCAAGUGUGGAAAUUUCAUUGUUGUUGGUUGUUACGAUGGCUUGGUGUAUGUGCUUCAAAGCAGUGAUGGAGAAAUACACUGGACUUUUGCCACAGAGGACACUGUGAAAAGCUCUGCAGUUGUAGACCCUUCCAGUGGACUGGUCUACAUUGGAUCACAUGACCAACAUGUGUAUGCUUUGGAUAUUUAUAAAAAGGUGUGUAAAUGGAAGUUGCAUUGUGAAGGUGGAGCUGUGUUUUCAUCCCCUUGUCUAAGUUCUUUUCCACAUCAUCUCUAUGUUGCUACGCUAGGAGGACUAUUAUUGGCUGUUAACCCAGUGACAGGGAGUAAGAUUUGGAAAAGCAACGUUGGAAAACCACUCUUCUCCUCUCCUCACUGCAAUGAGAACUACGUCUUUGUUGGGUGUGUGGAUGGAAACUUAUAUUGUAGUCAUUCUGGAGAAAAGGUUUGGCAGUUUUCCACUAAUGGGCCAGUGUUUUCAUCUCCGUGCCUCUCAAUUUUAACUAAGCAAGAAAUAUAUUUUGGCUCUCAUGACUGCUUUAUCUACUGCUGUAACGUGGAGGGUAAUUUAGUGUGGAAAUUUGAAGCCACUUCAAGUGUAUAUGGAACACCAUUCGUUUUCCAAAGUGAUGACUUAAAUAACAAAAUUCUCUUGGCAGCAGUAUCUACAGAUGGCGGAGUGUGGAUCCUGAAUGCCAAGAGCGGAGCAGCAGAAGGAGUAGAUAAGCUUCCAGGCGAGGUUUUCUCUUCGCCCGUGGUAUGGGGAACAAAGCUUGUUGUUGGCUGUAGAAAUGAUUAUGUUUAUUGUCUAGAUCUGUACAUAGCAGGAAAAGAUAGCAGCUAAGAUGUUAGGCUCCUUCAUUUUUAUUGUUUACAUUUGUAAACUAGGAGCUCACAGGUGCUCUCUACCCCUCUGCCUGUUUUGCUGCAGGCAAGAGAUGCUCCUUGCAGGCUUAUCAGGUAGGACUUUGCAUCAGGCAAUGUCCAGUGAUGGGGGGAGGAUGGCUGCUCAGUACCUUGCAGAGAGGGGACAGAGUGUGUAAGGUGCCAUAUUCCACAGCUUGGAUAGCAGGCUCGCCUCUGAGAGAGGAGUGUAUUGCUUUCUCUGAGUCCAUCCUCGCCUGUGCCUGGCUCUUCCUUGCACCAGACUAGUGUUUGUCUGUCAGGAUGUCUGUGCCAGGCAAGCUAACCCAAGUCCUUUUUUGAAUCUAACUUUUAACUUCAUUUCUGGAGACAUGGCCUGAAUUUCAUACACCUAGAAGGAGCGACCUGUUUACUACACUGUGUACAAACAGAAUAGUUCAUCUUUUGUGGACUUAGGCCAUUAGUAUAUGCCAGAUUAAUUAAACCAUCAUGGCUUAAUUAAUCUAGCAUAUACUUAGACUCCAUUGAAGUCAGUAGGAGUUGCCUCUUGUAUUCUAAAGUGGAAGUAACACCAUAAAUAUUUAUUAAAUUUCAAUGCCAGGAGCGGUAUGUGUUCCAAGAUGAAGUGUGCACUGCUGAAAUCAACCACUGUCAAAUAUUUUUUUAAGAUAUUUGAAUAAAUGCUGUUUACAUUGUCUUCACAAAAACUGUUAAUAAAAGGUUUUGUGAGU